AUGACGGUCACGAAUCCCUGCACGAUCGCGAUUCUCGCUCUUGCUGGCAGCUCUGCUGUGCACGCCCUCCCAGGCGCCAGCUCGAGUGCGAGUGCCAGUGCCAGUGCCAGUGCCAGCUCCGCGGCUGCUGGGCCCACGGGGACCUCUUAUCCAUCCGGGUUUGACAUGACCAAGAGCUGGGGAAACCUCAGUCCUUAUGCAGACUCUCCCGGGUUCGAUCUACCGAAAGGGUUCCCCGUGGAAUGCGAGCUGUCGCAGGUACAUGUCCUGCACCGCCAUGCUCAACGAUACCCCACCGCGUACGAUGAUGACGGACUUAACCUGGCCCGGUUUGCAGAAAAGGUUGCAACUUACGCCAAGGAGCACCCGGAUACCAAGGUUGGCUCGGGGCCUCUGGAGUUCCUCAACCAUUGGGAGUACCUGCUCGGCUACGAGACGUUGCUCCCAACGGGCGCCGCGACCGAGGCAUCGUCAGGUGCUCUGUUCUGGAGUCAGUAUGGCCGGUUACUUUACCGGGCUGGCCGUAAUGAAGCUGCGUGGGAUUCGUCGCUCAAUGUCUAUCCGAAUGGCACUGCUCGGCCAAAGCCUACUUUCCGCACCACUUCCUAUCCCCGUAUUCUGGAGAGUGCUCGCUGGUGGCUGAGUGGGUUCUUCGGAAACACCGGUGCCAACAGCUCGUAUGCGGAGUACAACCUGGUCAUCAUCCCUGAAGAGGAGAACUUCAAUAACACCUUGUCCUCGACUUCUGUCUGCACCAAUGGAAGCGAGAAUGCUGCCAUUGACGAGCUGAUCUUCACUGGAAUUUCCACCAAGGCUGCGAACGAGCGCCUUGCGAAGUUCCUUCCAGAUGACUUUGGGCUGAACGCCACUGACAUCUUCGCCAUGCUGAACCUGUGCCCGUACGAGUAUGCGACUCUGGGUCGCUCAUCCUUCUGUGCGCUAUUCACGGAGCAGGAAUGGCGUGACUUUGAGUACAUUCUGGACAUCAACUUCUACGGCAACUACGGAUUCGGUGCCCCCAGCGGCCGCGCCCAGGGUAUUGGUUACGUUCAGGAACUGGCAGCUCGCCUCCAAUCCCGCCUGAUCAAGAGCAGUGACAGCAGCAUCAACUAUACCUACGAUGACAAUACCAAGGAUUUUCCCUUGCACCAGCCCAUGUACAUGGAUAUGUCGCACGACGACAUCAUUGUAUCUGUUCUCACCGCGCUGGGGCUGGACUACUUCAAAUACGGACCACACGGUCUUCCUGGCAAGGUUCCGCAUGCCCCACCCCGCAAGUUCCAUCUCAACGAGAUGACACCUUUCGGCGCGCGUCUGUUCUCUGAGAUCUGGACCUGCCCCAGGAAUGUCUCCUUCACGAACCUCCAGGAGCAGCUUUACAAGAACCCUGAUCUCUCUGCUGAGUCCAAUACCACCGACUACAUCCGCUUUGUGUUGAACAAUGCUCCCGUCCCCGUCGAGGGCCUGACCGCUUGCAAUGGCUCCGUUAACGGCUUCUGCCCUCUCGAGAAGUUCUUGAGUUCGGUCCCUAAGCUCACUGACGAGGCCAUGUACCAGGAGGCUUGCUUUGGUAACUACAACAUUACCGGGCAAGUUGGCAACGGCCAGCCUAUCCAAACAAAGAGCACAUAA
This is a messenger RNA of Penicillium chermesinum, 1632 nucleotides long. Its product is annotated as histidine phosphatase family protein. NCBI's taxonomy places the organism in Eukaryota, Fungi, Ascomycota, Eurotiomycetes, Eurotiales, Aspergillaceae. The coding region runs from base 1 to 1632 and encodes 543 amino acids. The record is from RefSeq and is a predicted model, not a curated record. The transcript is spliced from 3 exons. Gene Ontology annotation, molecular function: acid phosphatase activity.